Molecule: messenger RNA, 6358 nt
Organism: Mya arenaria
Lineage: Eukaryota; Metazoa; Mollusca; Bivalvia; Myida; Myidae
Product: mucin-2-like
Exons: 25
Coding region: 321-5330 (1669 amino acids)
Biological process (GO): proteolysis
Molecular function (GO): metalloendopeptidase activity
Source: RefSeq, a predicted model, not a curated record
UCGUGACACUAAUGUUCUACUUCGUAAAAUAUAAUCUUUCGAAAAGUCUCCAACGCUUUUGAACUAAGUUGACGAUUUGUGGAGCUAGUUUAAGCUGAUCAAACAUAUACAAAUAUUAACUUUCGGUGUUAAAAAUAUUUCUUCAAUCCCAACGAUUUAAUUCUUGUUAAAUAUAAGUAUAAACCCCUCUAUUUUUUAACAGAAGGACGGCAGAUUUAGAUACCGAGGCGACAUACUAGGAAUAAUCGAAUCUGUGAAACGGCAAUUUUCGCAAAUAUAAUACUAUUUUACACCAUAAGUCGGACAGUGUAGCGGGUUGGAUGAUGGGACCUGUACUGUUAGUAAUGCUCUUCCUUCUGUCUCUGGAGCCGACGAAUGCUAAAGGAUUUCCCCACAUCAACACCGUGGCACCGCAAGAGGAUGUAACCGUCAACGUAUCAACAACUUCCGACCGUAGAAAACGUUCUGCAAAUGGUUUUCCGCAAGAUUUUGACGUCAGAUUUACGUCAAAUCACGUACAUUCAGAUUUAAAACUAAGCAUAAAUGACGUCAGCGAUGACGUACCAGUGGCUAUACAGAGGGCCGGGAAAAUGGUGUCUUAUCGGGUGUCAUCAGAGGCCGCCGCAUUCUACAUGGACGUUUCAAACAAAGCGGCAUUCAUCGUAUGGCGGGCUGACGAUCCUGAAACGGAAAACUUUCUUUUUUUCGGGACGUAUCAGUCUGGCGAUCGAGAGCUGCUGGUGCAGCCACCAACGUCCGCCGACGCCGGCCACUCCGUGACGGAAAUUGAAGAAACCAGUCCGACUGAAACUGACUUCCUGAUAAACCCUGAAUUCGACGCAAGCAAAGUGGAACAGAUGGUAGCAUCAAAUGCGACGGACUCCGACCGAGGGAAGAGACAGGCAACAGCUUAUGAAGUUGAAAUCUUCUUUGUUAUCGACUACAGUCUUUAUUCCUUUUGGUAUACGAAAAUGACGGGCACCGAUUCAGAAAAGCAGACAUCAGCGAUUUCAACCAUCAAACAAUUCUACGCUUUUGUUUUAAAUGCGAUGAACGUUCGCUACAGCUCAGUGACGGGUUCAGGCUUCACCAUUUCUCUCAUUUACGCGGGAAUAUCCAUUGCCACGAGCUCUUCGGACGCCCCGUACAUCGAGAACAAUCUACAAUCAUUCAGUUUUGAAGGCCGACCAGCGUUCUUGGCAGACACCGUAUUGACUGCCUUCAGGGACUGGGGUAACAUCAACCUGAAACCGCAAUACAACUUUGACAUUGCUAUGAUGUUUACAAGUUAUGAAAUGGGAAGUGCUGUCAGCAAUGUGUUUGACUCCUCAACAGCAGGUCUGGCCUACACUCCCGGCGCGUGUAGUAACUCGAAUUACAACAUCAACGAAGACCAUUUCGGGGCAGGUCUGGCCACGGUUGCUGCACACGAGUUGGGACAUAACUUGGACGCUCAGCACGAUGGUACGGGCAACGUUUGUUCCAGUACCGACGCAUAUGUGAUGGCUCCGUCUAGCGGCGUCUCCUCUGACGACAUCAAAAACCUCCGCCAGUUCUCAUUUUCGUCAUGCUCCAUCGACUACUUUACUGCGUACAUCACAACGUUAAACAAUGGCGAGAACUGUCUUGCAACCCGCACCGCCAACUACGACACAUCUGACCUUGACCCUUAUUUGGGUGACCUUGCCGGUCAGGUGUACACUCCAGAUCAGCAGUGUGAAUACUUGGAGGGUGAAGGCUCCUACCUCUCCAGGAUUAGCUAUGAUUCGGAUUAUAGUGGGAUUUGUUCCCGAAUGAACUGUUUUGUGCCGGGAACUACCAGCACGUAUGGAUAUAAGCUCGCCUGGGAGGGUACAACGUGUGGGGACGGAAAGCUGUGUAGUGGUGGAUUGUGUGUUGCGUCGUCCAGCGCUCCGGCAGUAGCGAAUGAGACAUGUAUGUUCGGAAACAACCCAAGCAUCGUGACGUUCGAGACAGUGACGUGCAGCGAACUACUGGCUUUUCCCAAUACCUCAUACGAAUGCUACAACAGCAACACUCGCGAAGAUUGCUGUGAAACAUGCGAACAAAUAAGGCUCGCAAACGUGAACAACACUGAUUGUGAGUACGGCGAUCAGUCAAGCUUUUGUGCAACGAUGUCUCUGAGAGGCUGCUAUAGCAAUGCCGCUGUGUGUUGUCAGUCCUGCCCGGAGAGAGCACUAAAUAUACCAAAUUGUCAAUAUGGAGAUCGGUCAACGUCAUGUAAUGCAGCCUCUUGUCCGAAUUAUGAUGAACAGUCAAGAACAGUUACAUGUUGUCAAACAUGUGCAGCUACAACCACAACAAUCUCAACUACACCAACUACAACAACCACAACACCAACUACAACUACCACUACACCAACUACAACUACCACAACACCAACUACAACAACCACUACACCAACUACAACUACCACUACACCAACUACAACAACCACAACACCAACAACAACUACCACUACACCAACUACAACAACCACUACACCAACUACAACAACCACAACACCAACAACAACUACCACUACAUUAACAACAACUACCACUACACCAACUACAACAACCACAACACCAACAACAACUACCACUACACCAACCACAACUACCACUACACCAACAACAACUACCACUACACCAACAACAACUACCACUACACCAACAACAACAACUACUACUAUACCAACAACAACUACCACUACACCAACAACAACUACCACGACACCAACAACAACUACAACUACACCAACUACCACUACCACUACACCAACCACAACAACAACUACACCAACUACAACAACCACUACACCAACAACUUCUACCACUACACCAACUACAACUACCACUACGCCAACAACAACAACAACAACUACACCAACUACAACUACCACAACACCAAUAACAACUACCACAACACCAACUACAACUACCACUACACCAACUACAACAACCACAACACCAACAACAACUACCACUACAUUAACAACAACUACCACUACACCAACUACAACAACAACAACACCAACAACAACUACCACUACACCAACCACAACUACCACUACACCAACUACAACUACCACUACACCAACAACAACUACCACUACACCAACAUCAACAACUACUACUAUACCAACAACAACUACCACUACACCAACAACAACUACCACGACACCAACAACAACUACAACUACACCAACUACCACUACCACUACACCAACCACAACUACCACUACACCAACAACAACUACCACAACACCAACAACAACUACCACUACACCAACAACAACUACCACUACACCAACAACAACAACAACCACUACACCAACAACAGCUACAACUACACCAACUACAACUACCACUACACCAACAACAACUACCACUACACCAACUACCACUACACCAACAACAACAACAACCGCUACACCAACUACAACUACCACUACAGCAACAACAACUACUACUACACCAACAACAACUACCAAUACACAAACAACAACUACCACUACACCAACAACUACUACUACACCAACAACAACUACCACUACACCAACUACAACAACCACUACACCAACAACAACUACUACUACACCAACAACAACAACAACUACACCAACUACAACAACCACUACACCAACAACUUCUACCACUACACCAACUACAACUACCACUACGCCAACAACAACAACAACAACUACACCAACUACAACUACCACUACACCAACAACUACUACCACUACACCAACAACUACUACCACUACACCAACAACAACUACCACUACACCAACCACAACUACCACUACACCAACUACAACUACCACAACACCAACUACAACUACCACAACACCAACUACAGCUACCACUACACCAACAACAACCAUCACAAUACCAACAACAACUACCACUACACCAACAACAACUACCACAACACCAACAACAACUACCACUACACCAACAACAACUACCACUACACCAGCAACAACUACCACAACACCAACAACAACUACCACUAUACCAACUACAACUACCACUACACCAACAACAACUUCCACUACAGCAACAACAACUACCACUACACCAACUACAACUACCACUACUCCAACAACAACUACCACAACACCAACAACAACUUCAACUACAGCAACAACAACUACCACUACACCAACUACAACUACCACUACACCAACAACAACUACCACAACACCAACAACAACUACCACUACACCAACUACAACUACCACUACACCACCAACAACUUCCACUACAGCAACAACAACUAUCACUACACCAACUACAACUACCACUUCACCAACAACAACUACCACAACACCAACAACAACUUCCACUACAGCAACAGCAACUACCACUACACCAACCACAACUACCACUACACCUACUACAACUUCAACUACCACAACAGCUGUCUCACCGAGAAGAACCAGGGUUACAGUGGUCUUCCAAAUCUUUAUCUCUCCGAAUGUUGACUUGAAUGAAGGCAGUUCCGAUAAUCUAUACAUUGCUGUACAGCUAAGGAAUCAACUUCUUCAAAUAUUUAGAUUCCGGAUGGGGAAUAGAGUCAUAAACAUUGUGAUUAUUUCAUUGAGGCGAGGUAGUCUUAUUGCUGACUAUGAGAUUGUUUAUGAAGACUCAGAGCAAUCUCAAGCCCAAUUUACCGAGGCGAACAUUGACCUGGUUACCGGGAGGGAAAACGUUACUAUUCUUAAUGAAACCGUCGCGGCCUCAUCUAUACAGAUCAACAACACAAUCGUGACAAACGAAACGAGCGGGGCGGCGGUCUGUGCUUUGUUUGAGGCAAGCGGUGGUCAGUGUGAAAAUGGAUAUGAAUGUGCGACGGUCGAGGGGGCCCCAAGCUGUCUUCGACAAGAAACCUCAGAUGGAAUGACCUUGAUCAUUGUGGUUGUGACAUGCAGCUUAGUCUUUCUUUUAAUCACAAGUAUUUUCAUCUGCGCAACGCUUCGCGCAUACCGGAUACGGAAGUUAAAGAGAAAAACCUCCUCACUGGAUUCGAGAGACAAGAGAAACUGGGACGAUUAUCCAUCUCAGAUAGCUCCUUAUGGAAAUGUGCCUAAUUGGCGGGAUCAGGCGCACGGUUACCGGCCUUAUAUGCCCGAGGUUAGGCUUGGAACCAAGCAUUUACGCCGGAGCUAUGAAAGCAAGAGCGGUAAAUCACGUGAUUCCCAUAUAUCCGACCACGUGGUGAAAGUUGAUCUUCCACGGAGUCUAACUAAAUCUUACGACAACUCAGCGUUUGAGUAUGAGAGAACACUGGAAAAAAGUUAUCUGAACUCAGCGAACUAAAACUUCGAUGAAGAACAAAUCCGGUGCCUUUCAAACAGAUGGACAUCUAUCUUUUGUCAUUCUCUAUUUGCUCAACACAUCAUGUCCACUGGUACAGCAGAAUAAAAUAUAUUGAAUCCAAGAAUACCUCCCAAAAAUUGUGCAGUAAAUGAUAUUCUCCUUUUUCGUUUAUUAUUAAAUUGUUGUGUCACUCAUAUGUAUUGUUAUUUUUUAAGGAUUUUUACAUGAUCAUUGCUUUGUAUUCAUUCUGUUCUGUUUCGGUUUGUGCCAUACAACUAUCUUAUCAUUGAACGUGCAGAAUUUAGUAUCUAGAUAUCUGAAUAAUUAGUAAAAUAGGUUUUCGUGAGAAAAACACCAUUGUUGUAAUUGUUUCUGAAACAUAAAAAAGUGUAUUUAUUUAUUUUAAUUUAUUUAUUUAUCUAUUUGAUAAAAGACAAUAAGGUUGUAAACUUCCAACUUUGGCCAUUUACAAAAUAUCUAUAAGUGGCCAAGACACAUAUUUUUGUGACAUCAACUAUUUAUACAUCGUUCUGAGUGUGGUUUUGGGUUAUAAUUAUUUACUGUUUUUCUAAUCCACGUCGUCACCCUUUUAUCACACUAUUAUUAAUAUAUAUCAUGAUUUAUGAAACCAUAUUUCUACAUGCUCUGUUAUUUCAUGUACAUGUAGUUUUGUUGCAUUUAUUUCACAUCCGUCGGUACCCAGACUACUGAUUAUUUGAAUGUCUACCUUCAUUGGAGUCACACUGCUGUUAGCGGAAUACUGUUUUGUUGGCUCCGACGAUAUUCCAAUAUUAUAUAGUUCGUGAGUCCCGACGAUAUUUAAAAAAUAGUUCGUGGGUUCCGACGAUGUUCGAUUAAUAAGUUUGUGUGUCCUAGUGAUCUUUGACAAUGUUAUCAUAUAAAAUCAAACAUGCCAGUCGUGUUCGAUUUAUUUAUUAAAAUUGUUGUUAGAUUAUAUACAUGUUUUUUUUGCCAAACUUUACAUUCUUAUUUUGCAUUUCUAAUAUUAAACAGAUUUUAUCAACUUA